AUGCUGCUUGACGUCGACUACUUCAACGACGACGCGACUCAUUCGCCGAAGGAAUUUCGGCGCCGGUUUAAGAUGAACAAGGAGCUGUUCUUGAAGAUUGUCUAUGGCGUCAGCGAGUACGAUGACUACUUCAUGGCCAAGCAAGAUUGCACAGGUUUGUGGGGCUUCACCUCAAUUCAGAAGUGCACUGCUGCAAUGCGCUGUCUUACAUACAGAGCUCUUCCAGAUACAGCCAACGACUACCUACGGAUGACAGAGUCGACAUGUACAGAGACUCUCUACAAGUUUUGCCAAGCCAUCAUAACGGUGUUUUCUAAAGACUAUUUGAGACCACUAAGGGCAGAUGAUAUAGCUCGGAUCCUGCAAAAAAAUGCAGCAAGAGGGUUUUCUGAGAUUCUCAGAAGCAUUGACUAUAUGCAUUGGGGCUGGAAGAAUUGCUCUUUUGCUUGGCAGGGGAUCUACAAGGGCAUACUGCGCUCUCCGGUGUUUGCCAGGCUAGCUGAGGGACAAGCUCCUGACGUGAACUUUGAGGCAAACGGUCACGAAUAUAACAAGGGGUACUAUCUAGCUGAUGAUAUCUACCCAAGGUAUGCUACAUUUGUGAAGACAAUUCAGUCUCCAGCAAAUGAGAUGAACGCUUAUUUUGCAACAUGGCAGGAAGCAGCACACAAGAAUGUUGAGCGUUCUUUUGGGGUGCUUCAGCAGCGUUUCGCGUUUAUCAGCUCACGCAACCGCUCGCUCGCUCCCUCCCUCCCCGCACUGCCACCACACUCCGCCGCCGCCGUCCCGCCCGAGCCCCGCAUCCCGGAGGUAGCGUAG
Messenger RNA from Lolium perenne, 819 nucleotides. RefSeq lists its product as uncharacterized. Lineage: Eukaryota; Viridiplantae; Streptophyta; Magnoliopsida; Poales; Poaceae. The record is from RefSeq and is a predicted model, not a curated record.